GAUCAACAAGAUAUUUGGCUUGAUAUGUGACUUUUGAUGGUGACGGUUGCCAUAUAUGUGAGAUUUUGACAGUCGUGAUAUGUGCUCGACGAAAAUGCUCGCUGCCAUUUCAAGCUCCUGAAACUCGAUAGCAUGUAAUAUCUGGGAAAUACGAUAUAGAAAUUUCGCCAUUGAAACCGAAAACGUCUCUCGGCUUUAUUAAGAGCUGUAGAAAAAUGUGUUCGGGGAGCGAACUGUCUUGUGUGAGAGGUGAAAAUGCAUGGCGCUUUCCUCUGUCAUCGGGACUGCUUGGGUUUGUGUUAGGAUUGUCAACUUUUGGUGCAGCGAUGAAACUGUCAGAAUACAAGGACAGUCCUAGUCUUCCUCCGAUGAUAGCUGCAAUACCAAUGUUAACUGCAGGGCUUUCAGGUAUGGUGGGAGGACGAAUGAGGAAACGUUGGCUGAUUUCGCUGCACAUGGGUCUUUGUUUGGUUACAGGAGUCUUUGGUCUUCAUCUUAUGUUCCUUUUCAUGGGGAGAGAGGUUAAAUCAAGAAAUAUUCUUAAGGCUAAAUGUCUUUCCAACUACCAGGGAUCUUAUUACUGCCACAGAUACGCUACAACUGUUGCUAUGUCAGGACUAUCUGUUCUAGCGAUUACGUUGGCUCCUUUGGGAAUUUUAUCAUAUGCCGUCAUCAGGCAAAUAUCUGCGUAUAACGUCAAUGAAGUCCAGGAAGCAAAUAAUCCAGCCUUUGAACCCGAACUAUCUCCGACUAAGACAACAAAUGAAGACCAAGUAGAACAUCAGCAUCAACAAUUUUUUGAUAGAGCUGCAAAUCAUCCAUGUAAAACUGAGCCUAAACCAGAGAAUCAACGACUAGCAAACUUUAAAAACUCACGUGGUGAUGAGCGUCUUCCACCCAAUCUCAGAAAACCGUACGGUAGUGAUCUGGUAACAACUAAUCCGUCUCAAAAUAAAGUGCGGAAUCACCGAUUUCUUCACCAUAAGAAGCCGCAUGACGAUAUGCGACUUCCGCCCAAUCAGCGACCACCUUACCGGGGUGAUCAGGUAGGAAUUCCUAAACCUAGUGCUCAGUCUAAACCGCCGCAGAAUCUGGGUCCACUUCACCAGAAAAACUCACAUGGCGAUAAACGACUUCCGCCCAUCCACAAGCAGUCGUUAGGUAACAAUUGGGCAGAAAAUCAGCCAUCUGAAACUGAUCCUAGACCGCAGAAUCACCGAGCACUUUACCAUAAGAACUCUCAUGACAAUACGCGACUUCCUCCCAGUUACAAACAACCUGACCAUGGCAAUCGAGAGUCAAGUGAACCUCGCAAAGGUGAAUCCCAACCCAAGAAUCUCCGACCACCUCAUAACAAAUAUAAACAUGGCGAUGCGCAACUCACAGACAGAGACGUGAAUCGCAGACAGCCUUUCGAACACAGACCUUCCCGUGACCUCAUGAGGUACAGUAGGCACAUAUGUCAGCAGCAAAACAUGAAUCAAGUUUCCAGAGCACCAACGACACGGUUUGGACAAAGUCACGUGCCAUUGGCCAGUGGCAGAGUAGUGAAAGGUAUAUCGAACACGACAGAUAGCUCGUCUGCAUAAAAGGGUGUGUAAAUUGCCAAACUUUUGUACAACGCACAAAUCGAAUACAUGAUGUAGAGGCUAUGAGCUCGCUCGCUUAGGUCAAUAAAAGUCACUUCGCUAACGUUUCGUCAGGAAACACAGGGCGCAGAAAGACUUUUAGCACGUUUCGAUAUAAGAUGAUUAUAUACUCCAUUUUUUUCAUCUCUUCAGCAUUCAUAAGCAUUCUUGCCAUCAUCAAUUUUUUUACACCCAUUUUAUUGCUUAUGCAACCAUUCCUGUAAAUGUUUAUGCGAAUAAAUUUCUGAUGUCGUCGUUAAAAGGACGUACACAAUUCAAAGCUUUAAAUAGACAAUGGCAAACUAUUCGUUCAUAAAUUAGCAGCCUACGUUAAGUAUUGUUGUAAUGAGUUUUUAUAAGUUAAGGUUUAAGGUCUCUCAUUUUUCAUCUCAUGAAUUAAGUCCAAGGCUAUUCAAAGUUAAACCCUUAUAAGGAGUUCCUUGAUUUUAACUGUUUUGACUUAGAGUCGGAGUGCCAUUUUUUUUAGUGAGCAUGUCUUCGAAAUUGACACUGACCUUGGACCUCAUCCACACGAGUGUUCCUGUUUGGGUUUCCAGUUCAAUUUUGUGGUCUUACCAUUCGAAUAACAUCAGCUGUGUACUUUUUUGGUUGAUCACAUAGCCAGUUUGUUUUCACGCAUUGUUUUAAAAAAACAGGAAGCGUAGGAAGAGUUCUCACGCUCGGAAAACCCAAACACGUCUACAAUUUAGAUACCUAGGAAACCACAAAUUGGUUACUUUUCUCUUAUGUAGUUGUAGAUGUGAGAGGCGGAAUUAUUUUGAGUAUUGAUUAGCCAAAAAAAUGAACGGUGCCAAUGUCUGUGCGCAAGGACGGAGAAGAAUAAAUAGACAGGUACAGAUCCUUGAUCCUUUCAGCUAAAUGUAAAAUGCUCGGGAUUUCCCCCCAAAAGCGUAAGAAAUCAGUGGGACGUAUGAUUACGAAAUUACGCUCUUUCAACUGAAAAAUCUUAAUGAUUUUCCACAGAGGUGUUUUUGGGGAUCUUUGUAAUUAAAAAAAAAUGUGUAAUUAGCUAGAUAAACUAAGGUGUAGCUAAGGGGAGUCUUAGAUGUACUUGCUAAUUCCAACGGAUUUAGAAAAACUAUCAUUGAGUUUUCGCACGAAUAGCUUGAUAAUCCCUAAAUCUUCGAAUCCCGUUUUGAUCAAAAUCUGAAUUCCCCCCUCUGACGUCUUGAAUAGGCGCCCCUCUUUCUGCUCGUUUUCAUGGACGCAAUAAGACAUUAUAGGACAUGUGUUUUGAUUGUGUUUAUUCAGCCACGUUCGUCCAAUCUUGCACACAUAUGUCACACUUAAAGCCUUCUUUCAGUCUGUCAACGGGUUAAGUUUGGGGAAACUGAUCACGAAUAAAAAGAGCAGCUGAAAAGUGCCGCUGUUAAAACUUUA
Molecule: messenger RNA, 3029 nt
Organism: Pocillopora verrucosa
Lineage: Eukaryota; Metazoa; Cnidaria; Anthozoa; Scleractinia; Pocilloporidae
Source: RefSeq, a predicted model, not a curated record